CCUCUCACCUGCUCCACCGGAAACCCAGUGACCCUCUCACAUAUCCAGGCUGUGACAGCUCUUCGACUUCACGCUUCCCUGCUGUUUGCUGUCAGCUCAUUAAAAAUACAUUGUAGUUUGUGUCUUUAGGAAUUUGACAUUUCACCGGGCUCUUCGAUCCCAGUGACAGUUAGCUGCUAACUCAAUAACCGGCAACAACACGGCGACCAGCUGACGGAGCUUGUUAGCCUGCUAGCCCAGCUGUCUCUCCGAGUUACGCAGACCAAGAUAGGCGGCUUGGGAUCCAAGAUGUCCAACCGAGCGGUGUGCAGAGAAGCAUCUCAUGCGGGGACCUGGUACUCUGCUUCGGGAUCUCAGCUGAAUGCACAACUCGAGGGCUGGCUGUCCCAAGCCCAGUCCACCAUUAGACCUGCUAGGGCCAUCAUAGCGCCCCAUGCUGGAUACACGUACUGUGGUGCUUGUGCGGCACAUGCCUACAAGCAGGUUGAUCCCUCUGUUACUCGUAGGGUCUUCAUCCUGGGACCUUCACACCAUGUGGCCCUCUCCCGCUGUGCCCUGACACCUGCAGACAUCUAUAGAACUCCUCUUUAUGACAUGAGAAUCGACCGGAAGGUUUACGCUGACCUCUGGAAAACUGGGUUGUUUGAACGGAUCAGUUUGCAGACAGAUGAAGAUGAGCACAGUAUUGAAAUGCACUUGCCUUACACUGCUAAAGCCAUGGAGAGCCACAAGGACGAGUUUAGCAUUGUCCCUGUGCUUGUGGGCGCCCUGAGUGAAUCCAAGGAACAGGAAUAUGGGAAGCUGCUCAGCAAGUAUCUGGCAGACCCUUCCAACCUUUUCAUCAUCUCCUCCGACUUCUGCCACUGGGGUCAACGGUUCCGCUACCUAUACUAUGAUGAAUCUCAAGGGGAGAUCCACAGGUCUAUUGAGCAUCUUGAUAAAAUGGGAAUGGGCAUUAUAGAGCAGUUGGAUCCUGUGUCUUUCACCAACUACUUGAAGAAGUACCGCAACACCAUCUGUGGGCGUCACCCAAUUGGAGUGCUGCUAAAUGCGGUGGCUGAACUUAGGAAGAAUGGUUUAGAAAUGAACUUAUCUUUCCUGAACUACGCCCAGUCAAGCGAGUGCAGGAACUGGGACGACAGCUCCGUGAGUUACGCUGCCGGGGCACUCGUCGUUCAUUGAGGGCAACUUUCACAGGGACCAGUGCAACGCCGCCACCCUGUCCUUACUAUCUAUCGCCAUAACCCAGACACCCUCCCUCUCACCCCACCCCCAAUUGCGCCCACUAUUUGCAGGAAGGACCUAGACACUCAAAGCCAAUACAGUCUUCUUUCUCUGUCUCCCGCUCUUCUCCACCCUCCUCUCAGUUUGAAGUGUGUCUCAGAGCUUUUGGUUGAUACAUUUAUCUUGAAGAGCAGUUUUGAGAUUAUGUUGGAGCAAAUGGUGUGAGGAGAUGUGAGGAAUGCAUAUUAAUUUGGCUCGGGGGGGAACCGCCAGGAGGGACAAAUCUUAUUUGGGUUUUUGGAAGGACCUCAGUUGUCCAUUUCAGUUUUUCCUUACAAACGAUGGAUUUGAGUUGUGAUGCAAUCUUUACAUUUGGACUCUUGGCAAUCUGUGCUCAUGUUAUUGCCUCCGAAAAAAGGAAUGAAAAUAUAACUGCAGAUCUUAAUAUAGAAUACUGUAAUGUUGCCAGAUGAAAAUGAAGUGAGUGUUGUGACAUGACUGCUUUAAGCUACAUGCGACUUAAAUUUAAAAAAGUGUCAUAGGCUAUUUCUACCGUCGCAUUAUAUUGUAGUUGCUAACAAAGGGCUGCACCCAACAGAGUUCACUAACCCCUGUACAAUACCAAAAACAUUAUUACUCUCAUAGUAGUUUUAUUAAAUAUUAUCUUUUAUUCAUAUUCUAUUCCUUUUUUUUUUUCUCCCUUUUUUGGUAGUAUUAUUAGAUGUGAUGGUAUUUACUCAAGUAGUGUGUAGAUUUAAACAAAAGGAGUCUUGUCAGUUAAAAACCAACGACAUGGUUUGCCUGUUAAAUUAGUGCGUGUGCAAUGCUGCUCCCAGAUUCCAAUUAUACAUGUGUAGCAUCAUAGAUAUGGUUUGCUUGGGCCAGACUGCAGCUGUGGGUGCCGCAGAAAUGUCAUCGGAGCUGGAUACUGUGUAAAUGAAUCCCAACACUGACACCACUAGUCUUUGUUUACACUGCCACCUUGAAUCUCUGUUGUUAUUGAAUUGUCUUCAUAGUAGACUCAAUCUUAAUUUUUGUUUUUACAAAAGUAUAAAAAAAUGUCUUUUGUUGCACGCUCAGAACUGAUAGAGCAGCACAGCUUUUGUUUUAGCAGUUUACUAAUUCUGUCCACGAGGUAGUGAUAGACAUUUCUUUUUAUGAAUGUUUUUAUAUCCAAAUGCCAAAUGUUAUUGUGAAGAUUUCAGUCUUCAUCCUCAAUGGUUUGUUCCCAUUUUUUGUUACUCCUUAAUUAAUGAGAGUAGCUAGAAGAAGUGAUAGAUGGAGGUUUAAGAUCAGCACAAAGUCAUGAUUCAAGGUUUAACAAUUUAAAACAGGGAAAUGUGGCUCCAUGCUCUAUUAUUGACAGGUGUAAAUCUGUUAAAAACAUGAAUAUAUUUUUUUGCGUUAUGUAACGUCAAGCAAAAGGAUCCCAGUUAUGAAAAAGAAAAGUUAUUUGCAGUGUAAUCCUGCUGCUUGAAAGACUCUCAAACUGCAUACAAACAACCUGAAUGCAGUGAACCUGAUGAUUCAUAGUGGCAGGCUUUCAGGGACAGUACGUCAGGCGGCACACAAUGACUGCUGUCCUUUUCAUCUGAGAUCUGAACAUCACUUAUCUCUGACCUUUGCUGCUGACUGAUUCCCAUUGAAAUGAUUCAGUCCCCGAACAUUCGUCUCCCGCUCUCGGCACCACAAUCAUUACGCUACAAUAUCUGGCUGAAGCAAGUGAGCACAGACUGAAAAAACGAAGCCCCACACUCAAUUGACCUCUGAUGAUAAUUUAAGGGGAAACUAGUAAAGCAUAACACACUGUUAUUGUGCCUUUUUAUCACAGUUGCACAUAUACAUAAGAAGUGUAUUCUCACUUUUAGUCUUAUUUUAGGAUGUGUACUUUCAGUUUUUAUUUUUCCCACAUGUACCCUCCCCCUUGCCCAGUGCCCAACAAAGUCUCCAUCCCACCCAGCUCUCAAGGAGUGUGUUACAUCUCCCUCUAAUCUUGUUGGUCAAAAAUGGCCCCAACUGUAAUCUCCUUUCUCCAGCAGGGAGCGGUUCUGUUCUGUUUUCUCCACCCUCACCUCAUUCCUGUAGAAAGAGACAAAAGGCUAAACCUCAACACUGUUCUUUUUUCUGUUUAUGGAUCUUUGUUUGUAUUUUAGAAAUGUUUUUUUUUUUUGUAUUAUUUUUCUCUUGCUUAGAGAAUGGGAAGUUACACGUCACAAACCUAAAAUACUACUUAACUGCUCCCUAAAUGGAGCUGUUCCGAUCUCAGGUUCCACUGACAAAGCAUCCCUACAGGCUCUUCAGAUGAGGCCAAGGAUUCAUGUUACAAAACAUAAAAAAGUAAAAUGUACUGAAAAGCA
This is a messenger RNA of Hippoglossus stenolepis (Pacific halibut), 3581 nucleotides long. RefSeq names its product mediator of cell motility 1 (gene memo1). The coding region runs from base 289 to 1182 and encodes 297 amino acids. The record is from RefSeq and is a predicted model, not a curated record. NCBI's taxonomy places the organism in Eukaryota, Metazoa, Chordata, Actinopteri, Pleuronectiformes, Pleuronectidae. The transcript is spliced from 10 exons.